Molecule: messenger RNA, 4255 nt
Organism: Oncorhynchus keta (chum salmon)
Lineage: Eukaryota; Metazoa; Chordata; Actinopteri; Salmoniformes; Salmonidae
Gene: nedd4l
Product: NEDD4 like E3 ubiquitin protein ligase
Exons: 30
Coding region: 475-3483 (1002 amino acids)
Biological process (GO): regulation of dendrite morphogenesis; ubiquitin-dependent protein catabolic process
Molecular function (GO): ubiquitin protein ligase activity; protein binding; sodium channel inhibitor activity
Source: RefSeq, a predicted model, not a curated record
AAGCAACGUUUCAGGAACCUGCACAACCUGAAACAAUAAGACAGUUUUAAGACGCCCUAGCACAUUUUUUUUAUUGGUCAGUUUGCUUUUUCAGUAGUUCUAUAACCCGCGUGGUUGGCUUAAUUUGUCUUUACUCACUCGAAGUCAGCUGUCACCAACGCUUUUGGACAAAAACCGAAUGAUACUAACUAGCUUUGAGUUGAACUGGAAGAAGCAACUGGAGUCUCUGAAUUCUCAGCCAAAACCGAAAUAAAUUUAAUGUUAGUGCCCCUUUUCUACAUUUAUUGUUUUUGACCAAACAUAACAUCACACUGGAGAGGAUUACAAAAAAAAAACGGCAUUAUUUGCUUGUGCCAAUGAAGGAUUCGCUCUAUCAACAGAGGAACACACACAUUCAUUGAGGAGGGGACACUUUGCUAUAUUGUUCAGGCUAGCCAGCUAGCGGUGUGUUUUUGUGUUAGCUCCUCAGGCUAUAUGGCUACGAAUUUUGAACCCAUACAUGGCCUCUCCGAAGAUGAAAAUGAAACCAGAGUUCUCCGUGUCAAGGUUGUGGCAGGCAUUGAUCUGGCAAAGAAAGACAUUAUCGGAGCCAGUGAUCCCUAUGUCAAGCUGUCGCUCUACGUUGCGGAUGAGAACAGAGAGCUUGCCUUAGUCCAGACUAAAACCAUUAAAAAGACUCUAAAUCCCAAAUGGAACGAGGAGUUCUAUUUCAGAGUUUGUCCUCUGAACCACAGACUACUCUUUGAGGUGUUUGAUGAAAACAGAUUGACGAGGGACGAUUUCCUGGGACAGGUCGAUGUGCCUCUCAAUCAUUUACCGACCGAGGACCCUACGAUGGAGCGGCCGUACACGUUUAAAGAUUUCCUCCUACGGCCACGAAGCCACAAGUCCCGCGUGAAGGGUUAUCUACGGCUUAAGAUGGCCUACCUGCCGAAGACUGGAAGUCCGGAGGAAGAGACCACUGAAGGGAUUACCAGGGAGGAGGCAGAGGGCUGGGAGGUGAACGACUCUGCCGAUCCCAGCGUCCAGAGGCCCCAGGCUGUCCAGCCCCCACUGCCCCCAGGAUGGGAGGAGAAGGUUGAUAACCUGGGUAGAACCUACUACGUCAACCACAACAACCGCUAUACACAGUGGAAACGACCCAGUAACGUGGAUGAUGUUUCGGAGGUGGAGAAUGACAAUCAGCAGCGGGCGAACAGCAUCCAGGCCCACCGGGUUUUCAGGUCUAGACGACACAUCUCUGAAGACUUGGAGAACGAACACACAGAACCCAGAGACAUGGAAGAUUCGUGGGAGCCAAUCACUGAAGAGAGUCCAGACGGCCCCCUACCUGUCCCCUCCUCCUCAAUGGCGACGGCCAUCCCCCAAACGCCUGCCCCCCCACCCCUCCAGGAGUUCUCAGAGGAGAUCAACUUGCACCUCUCUCUCUCUCCAACCCCAUCCGGCCCCCCGCCUGACAUCAACGGAGAGGUGGCCGCCCCCAGCCACGCUUCUGCUGUGCAGAGCCAUCUGACCUCCAGGCUGCGCUCCUCCAGUAUGACAGAUGGGGUCAGUGACCAGGCCCAGCCUCCUCCUCCAAGCUCCCAGACCAGAAGAACCAGAGCUCUAACAGUCACUGGAGUUGAGGAGCCCAUGUCUCAGUCGACAGCCUAUGCCCUGACCACACCAGGCCUACCUCCAGGAUGGGAGGAGAGGAAGGACGCCAAGGGACGCACGUAUUACGUCAAUCAUAACAACCGCUGCACCACCUGGACCAAGCCUAUCCUCCAGCACACUGAAGACGAAGCGAGUACCUCUGACUCCGGGGCUGCAGCUGAAGCCGCCUCCACCUCUUCCUCAGCCAACAACAAUAGUCAUCUGAUUGAACCGCAAAUACGCCGCGCCCGUAGUCUCAGUUCCCCUACCGUUACCCUGUCCUCCCCCUUAGAGGGGGCGGCCAACAACAUAGCUGUGCGUCGGGCGGUGAAGGACACCCUCUCCAACCCCCAGUCCCCCCAGCCCUCCCCCUACAGCUCCCCAAAAUCAGGACAUCAGUCCCAGCAGAGCUUCCUGCCCCCGGGGUGGGAGAUGAGGAUAGCACCCAACGGAAGACCCUUCUUCAUUGACCACAACAGCAGGCUCACCACAUGGGAGGACCCGAGGUUGAAGUAUCCAGUCCACAUGAGAACAAAAGCCUCUCUGGACCCUGGUGACCUGGGGCCUCUUCCUCCUGGCUGGGAGGAACGCGUGCAUGCAGAUGGCAGAACCUUCUACAUUGACCACAACACCAAAGCCACUCAAUGGGAGGAUCCUCGUCUACAGAGUCCUGCUAUCACAGGGCCUGCUGUGCCAUACUCUAGAGAAUUCAAACAGAAAUACGAUUACUUCAGAAAGAAGUUGAAGAAACCGGCGGACAUCCCUAACAGGUUUGAGAUGAAGCUGCACAGGACCAACAUCUUUGAGGAGUCGUAUCGCCGUAUCAUGUCUCUGAAGAGACCAGAUAUCCUGAAGGCCCGCCUCUGGAUCGAGUUUGAGUCAGAGAAGGGGCUGGACUACGGAGGUGUGGCCAGGGAGUGGUUCUUCCUUUUGUCUAAGGAGAUGUUCAACCCUUACUAUGGACUCUUCGAAUACUCAGCCACAGAUAACUACACACUACAGAUCAACCCUAACUCUGGGCUGUGUAACGAGGACCACCUCUCAUACUUCAAGUUCAUUGGUCGAGUGGCAGGGAUGGCCGUGUUCCAUGGGAAGCUAUUGGACGGCUUCUUCAUCCGACCAUUCUACAAGAUGAUGCUCGGGAAGCAGAUCACACUGAAAGACAUGGAAUCAGUGGACAGUGAAUACUACAACUCUCUGAAGUGGAUCCUGGAGAAUGAUCCUACUGAGCUGGACCUGCGGUUCUGUAUCGAUGAGGAUAACUUUGGACAGACGUAUCAGGUGGAUCUGAAACCCAGUGGUGGGGACAUGGUGGUGACCAACCACAACAAAAUGGAAUACAUCGAUCUUGUCAUUCAGUGGAGGUUUGUGAACCGGGUCCAGAAACAGAUGAAUGCCUUCUUGGAGGGAUUCACUGAACUCACUCUCAUCGACCUCAUCAAGAUAUUUGAUGAAAACGAGCUUGAGCUGUUGAUGUGUGGUCUGGGUGACGUGGAUGUGAAUGACUGGCGACAACACACCGUCUACAAGAACGGUUACUGCCCCAACCACCCAGUUAUACAGUGGUUCUGGAAGGCUGUCCUGCUGAUGGAUGCUGAGAAGAGGAUCCGUCUGCUUCAGUUUGUCACCGGGACAUCCAGAGUCCCUAUGAACGGCUUCGCUGAGCUCUAUGGUUCCAAUGGGCCUCAGCUGUUCACCAUUGAGCAGUGGGGAACGCCUGAUAAGCUGCCCAGGGCACACACCUGCUUCAACAGGCUGGACCUGCCUACCUACGAGUCGUUUGAUGACCUCCGAGAGAGGCUGCUGAUGGCUGUGGAGAACGCUCAGGGCUUUGAGGGCGUCGAUUAAACUAACUGCAGCCAUCUUGGUUGAAUACCACUACAGAGACGACACACCACCACAGGACAGAACGUUUAAAAAACAACUGCCACAGAACGUUUAAAAAAACCAACAACUAACUGCCAUUCUACAGCUGCAGACCGUGGCCGUAGCAGGGUCUACCUGCAAGCAUGCUAUAUGCACAGGAUCAACCACCGAGGUUACUCUGAGACUGUAGUGAAUGUGACAGAGACAACGAGCCAUGUCUGUCUUCUCCUAUGUCAAGGUGCUGGGGAACAUGGCUACUACAGUGCAGCCCAUGCAAAACACUGCACCCCUGCCUGAGAUCUGCAGUGCUGGAAUCUCUGAUGCUUUUCAAUAUGAAUAUCUCUCCUGUUGUAUUUGACACCCACCAUCCCUGUGACUCUGCUGUGCUGUGGAGUGCAUAGCCUUAACCUGCUGGUUACUGCAUUCUGUAUGAAAUGAAUCAAAUUACUACUCCUCUCUCCAAGUUAACAUGCUGGAUCCUGCAUUGUGUGUAUAUAUAAUCACUGAUCGAUUGGAAUCCUGCAUUGAUCAAUCACUACUUAACUCCUCUCCAGGUUACCUUACUACUACAGCACCACACCACCAGAUAACCUUAGGAAUGCUAACCAAUCACAGAUUCACUAAUGAGGAUAUAAGCCGUGUCGCUCUCACUGUUCGACUACUAUGCCUGCCUGGUCCCACCUCCCUCCCUUUCUCUCUCCCCCCUCCCUCCCUUUCUCUCCCCCCUCCCUCCCUUUCUCUCCUCUUUCUCUCA